GUUUAGUGCAAUUAGGCUCAAAUUUGUUUACAACAAGUAGAAAAAAUUCACAGUUGCUAUACAUAUAUACAGAGUUGUGAUAAAUAUUGCCAAGACAGGCUAUUGCCUGUUGGGUUAAAAGUGCAGACUUCCGAAAAUUUCGGAAUCAACUGUCUGCCAGUCCAACAUUCUACCAGCUCAACUGUAAACCAGUCACUUUGGUAGCCAACCUGUGUAAACUUCAAGAUGCAGAACUGCUACAACACAGGGGAACGAAUUCCCCGUGAGAAGAGGGUUGAGGUGGAUGAUCGAUUAGCAAAUAAACAUAUACAGACAUUACAGUUUGUUCAAGAGGUUGUCAAUGAAAACAAAGUUCUAAAGAAGAGAAUUGAAGAGCUAGAGUUAUCCACAUCAAACUGUGAUGAGCUCCAUGCCCUUGCUGAGGAGGGUAAGGAAAAGAUAAAGACUAUGCAAGAACAGUAUCUGAAACGAGCAGAUGAGAUCAAUGCUAUGAUGGCUGAGAAACACAGAGAAGAGGUAAGAAUGAGAGAUAGAGCUGAUGAGGUCAGAGCUGUUUUGGUGGAGAAACCCAUGGAACAGAUUAGAGUAGGAGAAAGAGCUGAUGAGGUCAAUACUAAUAUGGUGGAGAAACCCUUCAAAGAGAUUAGAGUGAGAGAAAGAGCUGAUGAGAUUAAUGCUAUGAUAAUGGCAAAACACAGAGAAGAGGUAAGAGUGAGAGAUAGAUCUAAAGAGAUCAGUUCUGUGUUGGCAGAGAAACAGAGAGAAAGGGUAAGAGUGAGAGACAGAGCUAAUAAGAUUAAUGCCAUUUUAGCAAAUAAGGAGAAAGAAAGUGUGAAAUGCUAUCAAGUGAAUGCCCCUGUACAAUACAAGAAAGGUCGAGUCGAAGAAAAGGCUUCCUUAAAAGAGGGAAAAGCGAGAGUUGAAAUUAAUAAACUCAAUGCUGAGGUGACAGAGGAACAAAAGAGAAAAUCAGUGAUAGCUAGAGCUGAGGGUUUUGGUGCAUUGUACAAGAAAUCAAAAGGAAAGGGAAGAGUGAGAAAUGGUAAUGGUGAUAACACUUCUGAAAUUGCUGACAAAAGCAGAGAAAGAACAACAAGAGUAAGUUCUGAGAUCAGUUAUUUGAAUGUAGAAGAACACAUGCCAGAGGGAAGAGUGAGAGGUAAAUCUUAUGAGAGUUCUAUGGAGAUGGCUGAGAAACUCCAGAGAGGUACUACGAAUAACAGAGCUGAUAUGGUAGAUGUUGUUAUAGCUAAGAAAUCAAGUCGAGAGGGGAAAUUGAGAGAUAGAACAGAUCCUACAAAUGAUCAACUGACAAGGAAACUAUGGAAUAGUCAUAUGACAGCUGAUCAUGUUGAUAGUGAGAACAAUAAUGAGAUGCUUGGCAAAAUAGAGGGAAACAUAAGAGACAGAAGUGAUGAGAUAAAUACGCAGAAGUCUGAUAAGCUCAGGAGAGGUCAAGUGAAUGGUGUAGCUGAUAUGAUUGAUAGUGUAAUAGUUCAUAAAGGCAGAGGAGAGGGAAGGGUGAAAGAUAGAGCUGAUGUGAUCAAUGCUGCAUUGUUCAAAGAAAUAGGGAGAAAAAAAGUGAUUAGAAGUGUUCAUGAGAUAGAUACUACUUUGGAUGAGAAACACAGUGGAGAGUUUUCAAAAAAAGCUGAUAGUAACAGUAUUACAACAAUGAAACACAGAGGAAGGGAAAGACGGGGUGCCAAUGAAUGGACUACAAUGGCAGCUGGAAAACACAGGAGAGAGAAAACAAGAGAUUUUAUUGGGAAUAAACAUGUGGUAUAUGAGGCAUUCCCAGUAGAGGUAGCUUAUGAGGAUAAAGCCAAUCAGGCCAAUAUAAUAAAGGCUGAGGAAGGCAGAAAAGAAGAGCAGUUGAGCAGGCAAACCCAUAUGAUCACUUCAGAGGCACAGGUUAAAGAUCCAGCUGAAGAAAACAAUGUGAGGACAAGGAAAGGCAGAAGGAAGAGACAAGUGAUUCGUAGCAUUGAUAUCAGUGCUGUGAUGCCCAGUAAGGAGGUAGUUGAGGUAGACAUGAGAGAAGGUAUUGAUGAGAUUAAACCUUUAAGGGCUGAAGUAUACAGAAAGGCAAAAUUUGAUGACCUUAUGACAGGGGGACAAGUAAAAAGCAGUGCUAAUGAAAUCAGUACUAUAACAAUGGAGGAACACAACAAAGAAAGUGCUGAUGAAGUCAAUCCUUGGAAGGCUCAGUUAUGCAGAGAGGAAAGAUUAAAAGGUAAAGCACCAGUGAUCAGUUCUGUGAUGUCAGAGAUAAGCAGAACAAAGAGGCAAGGAAUAGAAGAGAGAGCUAAAGAGAUCAGUGCUACAAAAGAAAAGGUAGACAGAGGAGAGGAGGAGACAAAAAAAGAUUUUAUCAGUUCUAUGAUGAUGGAAAAACGUGGAGUAUUGGGUCAGGUUAGAAGUAUUGUUGAUAAAAUCAAUUCAGUUAUUGCAGAGGAACACAGUCGAGGGGGACAAGUGGGAAGAGACACUAUAGAAAACAAGCCUAUUAAGGCAAAGGGGCAAAUAAGAAGCAGUGCAAAUGAAAACAAUACAGUGUUGACAUGGGGACAGGUAAGAAGUAGUUCUACCAAAAACAAUGCUGUGGCACAGGAACAUAUAGAAAAAAGUGCUGAUAAGGUCAAACCAUUGAUGGCUAAAAUAUGCAAGGAGGAAAGAUUAAAAGGUAAAGCAAUAGUGACCAAUCCUGUAAUGUCCGAGAUACAUAGAACAAAGAAGCAAACAGAUCAAGAGACAGCUGAAGAGAUCAAUACGUUAAAAGCCAGGGAGGAUGGGGAGGAACUGUUGAGAGAUAGUGCAAAUGUUAUCUAUUCUUCUAUUGUAGAGAAACAUGGAGGGGUAGGAAAAGUUAGAAGAAGCAUAAAUGACAUAAAUGCCAUAUCUGCAGAGGGACAAGUAAUAUGCAGUACUAAUGACAUCGAUUAUCUCAUGACAGAGGGACAAGCAAGAUGUACAUCUAAUGAAAACAAUUCUUUAACAGCAGAGGAACAUAUAGAAGAAAAUGCUAGUGUGAUGUCAGAGAUAGGCAGAGCAAGGAAGCAAACAGAUAAAGAAAGAGCUGAAGAGAUCAAAGCUUUGAUGGCUGAGGAACAUGGAAGUGAAGAACCGGCCAAGGCUAACACAAAUGUAAACAAUACUUUGAUGGCAGAAACUAACAGACGACUGGGCAUAGACAUUAGUAGCCCUAAAGAAAUGAAUUCUUUGAUGGAGGAAAAACAAUCAGCUAAGGGACAAGUAAGAAGUAGUGCUGAUAAAAUCAAUUAUAUGAUGGCAGAAAAGGACAGUGGAGAAGGACAAGUUAGAAGUAGCACUAAUAAGAUAAAUUCUAUGAUUGCACAGGAACACAUUGAAGAAGGACAGGUGAAAACACGUGCUUGCAAAAUCAAUGCCAUGGCAGCAGGGAGGCACACUAGAAGUGCAAAUUGGAUAAAUGACUUAAUGACAAGGAAGCAGAUGAAAGCUAAUACCAGUAAACUCACCAAUGUGAUACCAGUUGGACAUGUGACAUGUAGUGUUAAUAGGAUUAAUGCCAUGGUUGAGAAAAACAAUAGUAGAAAGACAUGUAUAAACAGUUACUCCAGUAACUCAUACCUUACCUUCAUUAAAUUAAGACAAAAGGGAAGAGUGAAGAUUAGGACUAAUGAGAGCACUGUCACUAUGUCUGAGAAAUACAGACAAAAGGUAAGAGUGAAGAUUAGAACUAAUGAGAGCACUGUCACUAUGUCUGAGAAAUACAGACAAAAGGUAAGAGUGAAGAUUAGGACUAAUGAGAGCACUGUCACUAUGUCUGAGAAAUACAGACAAAAGGUAAGAGUGAAGAUUAGGACUAAUGAGAGCACUGUCACUAUGUCUGAGAAAUACAGACAAAAGGUAAGAGUGAAGAUUAGGACUAAUGAGAGCACUGUCACAAUGUCUGAGAAAUACAGACAAAAGGUAAGAGUGAAGAUUAGGACUAAUGAGAGCACUGUCACUAUGUCUGAGAAAUACAGACAAAAGGUAAGAGUGAAGAUUAGAACUAAUGAGAGCACUGUCACUAUGUCUGAGAAAUACAGACAAAAGAAAAGGGUAAGAGUGAAGAUCAGAGCUGAUGAGAGUAUUGUCACUGCGUCUGAGAAAUACAGACAUUGGGUAAGUGUGAAGAUCAGAGCUGAUGAGAGUAUUGUCACUGCGUCUGAGAAAUGCAGACGUUGGGUAAGUGUGAAGAUCAGAGCUGAUGAGAGUAUUGUCACUGCGUCUGAGAAAUGCAGACGUUGGGUAAUUGUGAAGAUCGGAGCUGAUGAGAGUAUUGUCACUGCGUCUGAGAAAUGCAGACGUUGGGUAAUUGUGAAGAUCGGAGCUGAUGAGAGUAUUGUCACUGCGUCUGAGAAAUGCAGACGUUGGGUAAUUGUGAAGAUCGAGCUGAUGAGAGUAUUGUCACUGCGUCUGAGAAAUGCAGACGUUGGACGUUGGGUAAGAGUGAAGAUCAGAGCUGAUGAGAGUACUGUCACUGCGUCUGAGAAAUGCAGACGUUGGGUAAGAGUGAAGAUCAGAGCUGAUGAGAGUACUGUCACUGCGUCUGAGAAAUGCAGACGUUGGGUAAGAGUGAAGAUCAGAGCUGAUGAGAGUACUGUCACUGCGUCUGAGCAAUGCAGACGUUGGGUAAGAGUGAAGAUCAGAGCUGAUGAGAGUACUGUCACUGCGUCUGAGCAAUGCAGACAUUGGGUAAGAGUGAGGAUCAGAGCUGAUGAGAGUAUUGUCACUGUGUCUGAGAAAUGCAGACAUUGGGUAAGAGUGAGGAUCAGAGCUGAUGAGAGUACUGUCACUGCGUCUGAGAAAUGCGGACAUUGGGUAAGAGUGAAGAUCAGAGCUGAUGAGAGUACUGUCACUGUGUCUGAGAAAUGCGGACAUUGGGUAAGAGUGGAGAUCAGAGCUGAUGAGAGUACUGUCACUGUGUCUGAGAAAUGCGGACAUUGGGUAAGAGUGAGGAUCAGAGCUGAUGAGAGUAUUGUCACAGUGUCUGAGAAAUGCGGACAUUGGGUAAGAGUGAGGAUCAGAGCUGAUGAGAGUAUUGUCACUGUGUCUGAGAAAUGCAGACAUUGGGUAAGAGUUAAGAUCAGAGCUGAUGAGCUCAGACAUGCAGACAUUGGACAUUGGGUAAGAGUGAAGAUCAGAGCUGAUGAGAGUAUUGUCACUGCGUCUGAGAAAUGCAGACAUUGGGUAAGAGUGAAGAUCAGAGCCGAUGAGAGUAUUGUCACUGUGUCUGAGAAAUACAGACAUUGGGUAAGUGUGAAGAUCAGAGCUGAUGAGAGUAUUGUCACUGCAUCUGAGAAAUGCAGACAUUGGAUCAGAGCUGAUGAGAGUAUUGUCACUGCGUCUGAGAAAUGCGGACAUUGGGUAAGAGUGAAGAUUAGAGCUGAUGGGAGUAUUGUCACUGCGUCUGAGAAAUGCGGACGUUGGGUAAGAGUGAAGAUCAGAGCUGAUGGGAGUAUUGUCACUGCGUCUGAGAAAUGCAGACAUUGGGUAAGAGUGAAGAUCAGAGCUGAUGAGAGUAUUGUCACUGCGUCUGAGAAAUGCAGACAUUGGGUAAGAGUGAAGAUCAGAGCUGAUGAGAGUAUUGUCACUGUGUCUGAGAAAUGCAGACAUUGGGUAAGAGUGAGGAUCAGAGCUGAUGAGAGUAUUGUCACUGUGUCUGAGAAUGCAGACAUUGAAAUGCAGACAUGGGUAAGAGUGAGGAUCAGAGCUGAUGAGAGUAUUGUCACUGUGUCUGAGAAAUGCAGACAUCGGAUGAUGAAAGCGGUUCAAGAAAAGUUGGAUCUAGAGAAAACAUUGAGCGAAAAUAUUGUUCAGCUAAAGCAGGAAGUGGGUCAGCUAGAGAGUACAAAUAGAGAACUGAUGGAACGUUUACAGGAACUAUCUGGGUCUGAUGAAAAACUUGAGGUAUUGAAUGUAAAAAUUGAAGAACAGAAGAGAGAGAUUACAAAUCUUAAACUAGAAAUUGAAGCUUUGAUGUCUGAAAAUGAACAGUUGUCAGGUGAAAAGAAGUCACAGUUCUCUCAGCUACAGGACUUACAGUCAUUUAAAACACAUAAUGAGAACUUGACACAGGACUUAAGAUCUAUGGCCCAGAAAAACAUGGAACUUACGCAUAAGGUAUCACAUUUGGAAGCCCGUUUGAAAGAAGCAUCUAAUUCGAAAGAUCAAAUUGAAUUAAUAGAUAACUUGAAAAAUAAACUUGGAAAGUUACAUAAAGAACGCUCAGUGGCUGUAGAAAAAGAAGAAUUUUAUCAAAAACAUGUUGGAGAUUUGAAGUACGAGAUAGAAAUGUUGAAAGAAAAGGUUCAAAGUGCUGAAGUUACAAAAGAUCGUGUGUUGGAGGAAUAUUACAGAGUAUUAUCAGAAUUACAAUAUUUGAAAAAGAAUUAUUCAGGUGACAGCAACAAUAAGAACUUCAAGGACUUUGUGAAACUCAAACGGGAGGUUGGAAUAUUGCGUGAUGAGAAUUUAGAACUUAGAAAAGGGAACCAGAGGGUCAUGUCAAGUGGGAGUGUCUCGAGUUUACCAGUGCUGAAAUUUGAAGUCGAUGCACCUUUAGUGAAAUCUGGUGGUAGUAAAAAGGGACAUAAAACAAAGAAAGCAUCUAGUUUAACUUCAGUUUAAAAAGUCGGCAGUGCUGUUAAGAGGGGCAAAAUCUAGAAAUCAAAAUGUGUAUUGGUAACCAAAUGUGAUUCAAACAAAGUAGAAACGCUCUGCCUGUUUUACAUUGACAUAAAUGAGAACUCAGAAGAAUUAUUCAAAUUGGUUUAAAAGAGAUGGAGAUUUCUGAUUUUCUCACUCAUGGCGUUGAAUUCUACAUGUGAGGAAUCUGUCCAGCUGGCUUACGGAAGUUGGGUGGUUCUACCCAGGUGCCUGCCCUUGAUGAAAUAGUGCACGGAGGGGCACCUGGGGUCUUCCUUCAGCAUCACAGCUGGAAAGUUUCAGUAUGAUCUGAAUUGUGUUGGUGCGAUGUUAAACCCAGCUGAACAAACAAACAGAUCUGGGAUAUGCUUUUAUAACACUUAGGUACUUUUUAGCCAGCCUAGGACACAUUUUCAAUUAAGUUAGACAAAGUACGAAAUGAUGAAUUCAUAUGAUGCAUACACAUGAUGUGUAAUACAUGCUCCUGUUGCUUUUGGUAAUAAUAUAAGUACUGGUAACUAUGACAUUUAGAUGUUUUCAAGUCACCAUAAUGUUGGGUCACAUUUAAUUUUUAAUGAAAAAUAUUUCUGUAUAUGGUAGUAGUAUGGGGUCACUUGUUAUAUGGGUUAUAUAGGAAUAAAUACAUUAUCAGAUCAUAUUUCCUAGACUGUUUAAUUAUAACUACCUGAUGACCCUAAGCGAUUAGGGGUCAUCUUGACUGUGACCUUGACCUUCUGACUUACUUUCUUGUUUUUUAAGAUACAGCCUUGAAAUUUGGAUGAAAUGUACAGUUUUGCACACCAGUCUUAAAACUGACUUUCAGUGACCAUGAAUGUGACCUAAUGACCUUCUUUCUAAUAAUUUAGCAUCAGUUUGCCAUUUUAAACAUGUGGCUCAUAUUACUCGGGUGAGCGAUUCAGGGUCAUCAUGACCCUCUUGUUUCAAAAUCCCGUCUUGGAUUGUAGUUUGUUUAAGACACACAAAUUACACAUUUUUUGCUUGGUUUGUGGUUUUGUUCUUAGAUUUAGUAUCUGGUAUCUUAGAUAAUUGCAGCUUGAGCUUUACCUUAAGGUUAAAAGUUAUGCACGCUUACUUGCACACUAUUGUUUUUUGGAUUGUCACAAAAGUUUGUUAAGAUGACUUACAAUUUCAUUGUUCUGUGUAUUUUAGUAUAUAGGAAUAUUAAUGCAAAAGGUAUUGUUAUAUCGAAAGUAAAUUAUGACAUAUGUUGGAAUAUUGUUUGAACAUGAUGGAAUUAGCUAAGCUUAAUGUGUAAACAAUGUUGAAAUAUCAAUACUUAACCCUUAUCAUGCUGGACAUGGUUGAUUCUGCCUUUUUGACCAGUGUAGAUCAUGAUCAGCCUGCACAUCAAUGCAGUCUGAACAUGAUCUGCACUGUUCGCUCUUCAGUCAGUAUCUUUUUGGUAAGCAUUCCUUUUAACAGUAAAUGGUUCUGUCCAAAUUGAAAGAUGGACAAGUUCAUUAUAGAAAUUUAGCAGGGUAUUUAGGGUUAAGGUAUCGUGAACAUUUUGGAAUAUCAAUACUAAAGGUAUUUUCAGCAUUUUGGAAUACUAAUGCUUAAGGUAUUUUGAAUAUUUUGGAAUAUCAAGGUUUUAUGUGAUGUGUGUUUGAAUAUCAGUUUUAUGUGUAGGGAAAAUGACAGUAACCUGGGUACCAAUGCUGAGGGAAUAUGUUAUAUAUUAAGUAACAGUAUUUAGUAUUUCUAAUGUUGCUUUGCAGAUGGCAAAAUUGUUUGCCCAGGAGCCUUAUUUUGCCUGAAAUAAUAAUGGCAUAAUAAUAAUAAUGAUAUUAAUAGACAAACAGUGAAUUGUAAAAAGUCAUUCAGAAAUAGAAAUGACAUGGUAAGCUAAAUGUGCAAACAUGGUCAAGUAUCAGAUUUUCUGUUUUUAGCUCAUCUGAUUUUUUGAAAAAAAAUGAUGAGUUAUUGUCAUCACUUGAGCGGUUGUCGGCGUCGGCGUCUGCGUCGACGUUGCCUGGUUAAGUUUUAUGUUUAGGUCAGCUUUUCUCCUAAACUAUCAAAGCUAUUGCUUUGAAACUUGGAAUACUUGUUCACCAUCAUAAGCUGACCCUGUGUAGCAAGAAACAUAACUCCAUCUUGCUUUUUGCAAGAUUUAUGGCCCCUUUUGUACUUAGAAAAUAUCAGAUUUCUUGGUUAAGUUUUAUGUUUAGGUCAACUUUUCUCCUAAACUAUCAAAGCUAUUGCUUUGAAACUUGGAAUACUUGUUCACCAUCAUAAGCUGACCCUGUACAUCAAGAAACAUAACUCCAUCUUGCUUUUUGCAAGAAUUAUUGCCUCUUUUGGACUUAGAAAAUCAGUUUUCUUGGUUAAAUUUUAUGUUUAGGUCAGCUUUUAUCCUAAACUAUCAAAGCUAUUCCUUUAAAACUUGCAACACUUGUUCACCAUCAUAAGCUGACCCUGUACAGCAAGAAACAUAACUCCAUCCUGCUUUUUGCAAGAUUUAUGGCCCCUUUUGGACUUAGAAAAUAUCAGAUUUCUUGGUUAAGUUUUAUGUUUAGGUCAACUUUUUCUCUUAAACUAUCAAAGCUAUUGCUUUAAAACUUGCAACACUUGUUCACCAUCAUAAGCUGACCCUGUACAGCAAGCAACAUGACUCCAUCCUACUUUUUGCAAUAAUUAUUGCCCCUUUUGGACUUAGAAAAAUCAUUUUCUUGGUUGAAUAUUAUGUUUAAGUCAGCUUUUUUCAUAAACUAUCAAAGCUAUUGCUUUAAAACUUGCAACAGUUUUUCACCAUCAUAAGUGGACACUGUACAUCAAGAAACAUAACUCUAUCCUGCUUUUUGCAAGAGUGAUGGCCCUUUUUAGACUUAGAAAAUCAUGGGUAGGACAAUAUUUCUAUUAAACAAAAAAAAUCAGAUGAGCGUCAGCACCCGCAAGGCGGUGCUCUUGUUAACAUUCAUAUCAACUAACAAGCCCAUAAAAUGAAAAAUUGUCGCAUAUUUUAUCAAUAAUCAAGCACAGAUACAGUCAUUUAUCACAUGUUUGACGUCGCGGGAGUAUAAUAAAGCCAUUAAAUAAAAAUGAUUAUACACUAGUGUAAUAAAGCUUUGACGUCGACGUCGUUUAUAGUGUAGCAGACGUUGGUCAAAUUGACUUGUUUAUAUAGUAAAAGAAAGUAAAAUUUUUGAUGUUUUGACAGGAAAGGCUAACAUGUGAUAAAAAGAAUAUUACAUUUGUGACUUUCCACAUUGAAUUUAUUAAACUUGUUGAAUAAAAUUGAUAAAAUGCUCGGCAGAGCCUCGCGUUUUAUUAUUUUAUUCAACUCGUUUAAUAAAUUCAAUAUGAAAAGACACUCAUGUAAUAUCCUCUAUAUCAUGUUAUGUAAUUCAGCUCACUUAACAUUCUUUACUUCAGUACAGCACAACUUGCAUUAAGAGACCAACACCCAGGAGAAGGAGAAAAAGUGGUCUUUGAACACAACUGGUCUUUUGAUACAGCAUAAUUUGUUCCUUAUGAACACAAUUGGCAGUUGAAAAAGUGGUCCCUUUAUGCAAAUUGUCUCCUAAUAGAUAGGUCUCUCAAGCAUGUCUGGCUUUAUUACUUCUGCUUGUGCCACAAUCUCACAGUUAAGUCAAGGUAUUUGUCACCAUUGUGAACCGUUAACAGUUUCUUUGUUGUUUCUACUUUUAAACGAUUCCUUAUUUCAGUCACAGUUCUGUUCACAUUUGAAAACACUCAUUCAACUUCUGCCAGUCAGCAGUACUAAUUAGAAUUACAGCUGCAGCUGCAAACAUUUUUUCAAUGGACAGACAGAUGUUACUUGUUGUGUUUACAAACUGAUGAUUGUCCUUUCUUAGGAGAAGGGACAGUCAAAUUUAUUAUGGGUACUAUUGAUGUCUGACCACAUGCUUCAGCUGGUCCCACUCUAGAAGACAUUAAUCAGUAUCUACCCACAAUGAUUGGCUGAGAAUUGUUCCCCAAAGUUGAAGGUAUAAAAAAAUAAAUUAUAUUCCUGUAUGACUACAUAUGCCAAUUCAUAGGGCAUUUGUUUUUUUGCGGUUCCAAUUGAUGUAUUGUCUUCCCUUUGUUACAUUUAGCUCAUGUGUCUCCUGCGACAGAUUUUGUUUUCAGUUCCAAUUGGCACCUUUAUAGAAGUCUUGUAUAAGUUUUUAAUGUCAUCAUUGUAAACUUCUCCGUGACUAUUUGAUAAACGACAUUGUGUCUGAAAUCAUUAGUUCUCCACCUCUGAUUCAUGUGGGGAAGUUGGCAUUUACUUGCGGAGAACAGGUUUGUACUGGUACAGAAUCCAGGAAUACUGGUUAGGUUAACUGCCCGCCGUUACAUGACUGAAAUACUGUUGAAAAACGGCGUUAAACCCAAAACAAACAAACAAAUCAUUGUAAACUUCUUAUAAACUUUAAUGGUUCUGUUUUUACAGCUUUUUGAUCAGUUCAUGUUAUCAACAAUUAUUUUAUGUUUCUAGAAAAGCCUUAUUGUGAUAGAUACACAGGUAUGUACAGUAAAUUACCAGUCACUCGAAGUUGCAACAAAUGAGCAAAUUUUUCAAGUUAUCCAGGGUUUCUUUGAAAAUCUGAACAAUUACUUCAACAUAAAAUUAACAUGUUUUUAUGUUUAAUUAGUACUGUAUGUUAGGGUUUGAAAUAGUGCACACCUAAUACAUGUAUAGCUACGCACAACAUAAAUGAGCCGUGCCAUGGGAAAACCAACAUAGUGGGUGUGCGACCAGCAUGGAUCCAGACCAGCCUGCGCAUCCGCGCAGUCUGGUCAGGAUCCAUGCUGUUCGCUAAGAGUUUCACCAAUUCCAAUAGGCUUUAAAAGCGAACAGCAUGGAGCCUGACCAGACUGCGCGGAUGCGCAGGCUGGUCUGGAUCCAUGCUGGUCGCACACCCACUAUGUUGGUUUUCUCAUGGCACGGCUCAAAUGUGUAUUACUACUAGAAAAAAGGAUUUUUUAAAAAAUAAAAUGCCUUUAUACAUGAUAUUUAGUUUUAAUGAAAUAAAUUGAAUGAAAAAUAAUUAGAAAUACAGUCACUUUAUUUAUUUGGUUAAAUUAAACUCGUUUCAUGACAUUUUUUUUGCAUUUAAAGUUAGUAUCUAAAACUGUUCCAUAGAAAGAUGCACAUUGGGUUUCUUAAAACGUUUCAUCACCUUUGUUCACAUAAAUUAGCCAUUAAAUUACAUUAUGGUUGUGUAAGAUGAAGUCCAAAGUAUUUGUACAAAAAUAAAAGCACUAAGAACAGUGUAGGAAUUUUUGAAUAAGUGUGCUUAAUGUGUUUAUUAUAGAAAUGUUUAAAAAUAUCAGAGAAUAAAGAAAAAAAUCUAAAUAAAAUUUAGUAUUGAGAUGACCAAUAGCAUAUUAUAUUGAGUAGUACUGUUGUUAUGUGAUUGCAUUGUUAUGUGGAAUAAAUUAUUUGAAGAUUA
This is a messenger RNA of Mercenaria mercenaria, 12095 nucleotides long. RefSeq lists its product as uncharacterized. Gene Ontology annotation, biological process: endoplasmic reticulum to Golgi vesicle-mediated transport; Golgi organization. The record is from RefSeq and is a predicted model, not a curated record. Bases 226 to 6657 code for a protein of 2143 amino acids. Gene Ontology annotation, molecular function: small GTPase binding. The transcript has 12 exons. Lineage: Eukaryota; Metazoa; Mollusca; Bivalvia; Venerida; Veneridae. Gene Ontology annotation, cellular component: Golgi apparatus.